AUGACCACAAAUAAUCCACCAUCAACUGGGGCUUCAGCAGCACUGCUCUUAAUUCUCCUGCUCGAUCUCAGCGGCGCCAUCUGCCCUGCCAACGGGGACCGUCGUCGUCCUCGCUACGACGUCUUCCUCAGCCACCGGGGACCCGAUGGCCGCCACAAAUUCGCCGACCACCUCGACUCCGCCCUCCGCCGCAAGCGAAUCAAGGUCUUCCGUGACGACCGGGACCUCCCCCGCGGCGAGAAGGUCACGGAGGCCAUCUCACGGGCCAUCGACGAGUCCGUCUUCUCCCUCCUCGUGCUCACUCCGGGCUUCGCCUCGUCGGAGUACUGCCUCGACGAGCUGGUCCAGAUCAUGCAGAGCAGGGAGAAGGGACGACACCGGACUUUCCCCAUCUUCAAGGGCGUCUCCCCCGACGACGACGUUGCCGAUCCGUCCUCGUCCGGGCUUUACAAGGCCGACCUGGACCGCCACAAGCUGCGCUACAGCUACGAGAGGGUGGCCAGCUGGAUUCACGCUCUCGAUUCCAUUUCCCAUAUCGCCGGCUGGGAAAUCACCGAUCAAAUGUAA
Linum trigynum is the source of this 567-nucleotide messenger RNA. The record is from the annotation of a GenBank genome assembly. NCBI's taxonomy places the organism in Eukaryota, Viridiplantae, Streptophyta, Magnoliopsida, Malpighiales, Linaceae.